This is a messenger RNA of Adineta steineri, 774 nucleotides long. Lineage: Eukaryota; Metazoa; Rotifera; Eurotatoria; Adinetida; Adinetidae. The record is from the annotation of a GenBank genome assembly.
ACAAAAAUAUUUUCUUUUUAGAAACAUACCAAAAUUAGAAACACCACGAACAAAAAAACAAAAUUUAAUACAUGGUGCAAGUGUACCUGAUCUUCGUUCUGAUGGUGAAUCAUUAAGUAAUGAUCGUACACCACCAUCUGUUUCAUCAUCAACACGUUCAUCAAAUCAUAGUUCAAAUAUGUGGACUGGUAGUUUACCAAAUUUAACUAUACAAUUAACAACUCAACAGCAUAUCAAUGAAACAUCAAAAAAGAAAAACGAUCCAUACGCAACAUAUGCUGAUAAUCUUAAUCAUAUUGAUGAAAAUGAAACAAUCUCUCCUAUUCCAUCGAAGAAAAUAUCUUCACGACGUUCAUUACCAGUUCCAUAUCAAUCUCAAUCACCUAUGUUUGAAAAGGUAAAAAAAAGACUAACGUUUGACUCAUCACUCUUUCUUGCCUGUCAGCAAGCUUUCUUCUUCUUCUAAAUAGUAUAAAUCUCUAGGCUUCUUAAUCAUAAUCCCUUUUUGCAAUAGUUAUCUCAUCAUUCUUUGCUCAUGUCUGCUACCAGUAUCGGUUUAUCAUGUUCUCUUGCUACAAUUGAUAAAAAAUCUUCUAUAUCACCAUCGAUGAUAAAUGCCUCUAAAACCUCUGCAUCGAUUAAUCUUGCGCCAUGUUUUUCAUGUGAAUGUCUUCAUCGAUGUGAUACAGUAAGUUUAUACAUGUUGCAUGUUAAAUAUAUGCAAUUCAAAAAAAAAGCAUGAUGAAUGCAAACGUUUGAUUCUUUAUAACGCGU